CUUCCUUGAAAAGUUGCAUAACACAGUAGAAGUGGCCGGCCGCAGCGAACAAAAGAAGUGUCUGCAAAGCCGUUACUCUUACUCAUCACCUAAACCCCUAAUUCCAAUCCCCAAUGGCGAACGACUCGUCGUUUUUGUUCGCCGGCAUUCGUUUCGAUAGAAAGAAGUUCGGCGCCGAUAUUGCCAGGUUCCAGAAAAAAGACAGUGAUACUGAUUCGGCGAAGAUUUCGAGCGCCGCCGAAGACGAAGGCGAGAAAACAAUAGAACCAGUGGAAGAGAAAGUCGCAGCGUCAACGACGAAGAAGAGGAAGCGCAAGGGAACCUCUUCCGAAACGGUUGAAGGAUUCAAUGUGUUCAGAAGUUCGACGUCUGUGGCGCAGUCGAAUGAUGAAGUCCGAGUCAAUGAGGAGUCCGUUGAGCUGAAUAAGAAGACAAAGAAGAAGGAACAAAAUAAGCAACUCGAGCGGGACGCAAAAUUCAGAAAGCAGCACAACAUUCAUGUCUCUGGUUACAACGUGCCGACUCCGCUUCAAAGCUUUGAUGAGUUGAAAUCAAGAUAUAACUGUCCUUCGUAUUUGUUGCGCAAUCUGAAGGAACUUGGAUUUAGAGAACCAACACCUAUCCAAAGGCAGGCUAUUCCAGUACUUCUACAAGGUCGUGAAUGCUUUGCUUGUGCACCGACUGGCUCUGGGAAAACCCUUGCGUUUGUGUGUCCAAUGCUUAUGAAGCUUAAGGAUCCGGAAAAAGGUGGCAUUCGAGCUGUUAUCCUUUGUCAUACUCGUGAAUUAUCUGUCCAAACAUAUCGAGAGUGCAAAAAGCUUGCUAAGAGAAAAAAAUUUCGUAUCAAGUUGAUGACUAAGAAUCUUUUAAGAAAUGCUGAUUUUUCAAAAUUUCCAUGUGAUGUACUAAUAUCCACGCCACUUCGAUUACGCUUGGCUAUCAAGAGGAAGAAGAUUGAUCUCAGCAGAGUUGAGUAUCUUGUCCUGGAUGAAUCGGAUAAGCUAUUUGAGCCUGAAUUAUUCAAGCAGAUUGAUUCUGUUAUCAAGGCAUGCUCAAAUCCCUCAAUAAUACGCUCACUGUUCAGUGCUACUUUACCUGAUUUUGUUGAAGAUCAAGCUCGAGAACUUAUGCAUGAUGCUGUUCGUGUAAUUGUUGGCAGAAAGAAUAUGGCUUCUGAAACAAUAAAGCAAAAAUUGGUUUUUACUGGAAGUGAAGAAGGAAAACUUCUAGCAAUUCGUCAAAGCUUUGCCGAGAGUCUUAAUCCUCCAGUAUUGGUUUUUCUCCAAAGCAAGGAGCGUGCCAAGGAGCUGUACAGUGAACUUGCAUUUGACAACAUUAGAGUUGAUGUUAUCCAUUCUGAUUUGUCUCAAGCAGAGCGAGAAAAUGCUGUUGAUAACUUCAGAGCUGGAAAAACAUGGGUUUUGAUUGCUACUGAUGUAGUUGCCCGUGGCAUGGAUUUCAAAGGUGUGAACUGUGUGAUCAAUUAUGAUUUCCCCGAUUCUGCUGCUGCUUAUGUCCACAGAAUUGGUCGUUCUGGCAGAGCAGGGAGGACUGGAGAAGCAAUUACUUUUUACACAGAAGAUGACAUUCCUUUCCUUCGGAAUGUUGCUAAUCUUAUGGCAGCAUCGGGCUGUGAGGUUCCUUCCUAUCUCAUGGAGUUGCGCAAAAAGAAGUGGAAGAAGCACAGGCCAAAAAGAGAUUCAAUCUCAACAAAACCAGACCUAUAACACUGUAACAGCAUAGAAUGGCAACAUGCUUUUAACCUUGAAAUUUCCAGUAGUGUUUAUUUCUUAAAAUAGGCCAGGCAGCCUAGUGGCAAGAUUUUGUUGUUGCCCAUUCCCAAAUGCAACACGAUGAAAAGGGAAGGGAGAGGGUAGGCAAUUGUGACCAAGAGAGAAUCGCGUUUUAGCUAAUGCAAUAGGCUGCUGGCAGUGUUGCCUAAAUUUAAACCAUGAUUGUCGUCAUAUACUCCUCAGCCCUCACUGUAAGCCCCCUAAAGUGUAAUCUCAUGUGAAAUGGGUAUUCUUGUGCCUCUAGAAACUAGAAUGUUUAUUUGAUAAACAUUUAAGAAAUUCAUUUUCAUUAUUAUUUUCUUUUAUUGCAGGGGGUGAUACGGAUCACUUUAUUUUGCUUAUCAACUGCUGUAAGAAUUUUUAUUAUAUUUUGUAAGUUAGUUUUUGCCCAAAGCGGUUAUUUUGA
Messenger RNA from Glycine soja, 2199 nucleotides. RefSeq names its product DEAD-box ATP-dependent RNA helicase 57-like. Gene Ontology annotation, biological process: maturation of SSU-rRNA. Gene Ontology annotation, molecular function: nucleic acid binding; RNA helicase activity; ATP binding. The record is from RefSeq and is a predicted model, not a curated record. Lineage: Eukaryota; Viridiplantae; Streptophyta; Magnoliopsida; Fabales; Fabaceae. The transcript is spliced from 12 exons. Bases 114 to 1727 code for a protein of 537 amino acids.